Messenger RNA from Nelumbo nucifera (sacred lotus), 2046 nucleotides. The record is from RefSeq and is a predicted model, not a curated record. Lineage: Eukaryota; Viridiplantae; Streptophyta; Magnoliopsida; Proteales; Nelumbonaceae.
UUUCGAUUUUGGUCGUUAAUUUAUUGCAACGUUAAUUUGGAGUCAUGUAGAUUGGGUAGUCUACGAUUUUAAUGUGUUUUUGAAGCUUUGAUAAAAUUCUAUAUGCUGAUUCAGUGGAUUCUUCCGCUGUUUUGGGAUUACAUGUAUGCUGACUACGGUUUGUUUGAAGUGAAAAUUCGAAUUCUUUUUAACUUUGUUCAUGAAUGAACGACUUUACAUUUUUGUUUUUACUGGGGAUGGAAGUUCUUUUAGGUUUGAAUGUUCGAUUAUGCGUUAAUUAGUGGCUACAGUUGGUUUUAAUCCUUUCCGAGUGCGUCAAUUAGUGGCCUUGUGUCGUCAGGGACCUUCCAUGUCGAUGACAUCGACUCAUCUUCUUGCAAUUUCUGAUCUGUCUUUGUCAUUGACCCUAUUUUGCCAUUCUUCUGUUCUAAUUGUUGCAUUCCGGUCGCCGUGAAGGUGGAAGAGGAGGAGGUGCGCGGCGGUGUUUGUGGUAAACAGAAAGUUUUGGGUCAAUUAGGUUUUAAAGGGAGAAUAACAAGAAAAAGAAAAAUAAGAAAGCUUAGUGAUAUAUUUUGGUAAUUUAACCUCUUUCGUUAUCUAACUUAACGAUUGAGGAGGUAUUUGUCGCAAGUCGAACGUAAAAGUUCAGGGUCUUUGAAGUUUGACCCUUUGUCGCAAUUCAAAGCAUAAGGGGUAUUUGUCACUGAUGCUAUAUAAUAUAGGGGGUCUUUAUCACUGAUCCUCUAAUAUAGGGGAGGUUGUUGUAAGUUACGUUAUUAUUUAUUUUCCCACCUUGGUCAGUGACCCAAACACCGGUCCAUGAAUCAUGAUCACCCCCCGCGUACAAAUGUACCAAAGCCCGUUUGCUUCUCCCUCAGAAUUUCCCGUUACCCACCAGAAAAACUGGGGAGCUUUUCCGUGCUUCUCUAUCUCUCUCUCUCUAACCCCAUGGCUGGUUUUCUUAGUCGUGUCUCAUUGCCAGUUUUCUGGGCCGUCCAAGCGCCCCUAGGCGAUUUUGUCAACCUCCAUAUACCAUCGGCAGUUUCCGACUACUGCUUAUCUUCCUGCAUUCCCUCUUAUAGCUCCAAACCAGGCGGGUUUCCUUUUGCAUGGCGUCGGUGUUUCUGCACCAUGUCGUCGAUGACCUGACAGUCGGAAAGCCAGAGCUGGUUGAGUUUCUGGAGACGGAGGCCAUCGAGUCGGCUAUUCGGGCGAUCGGUGACUGUACAGAAUGUGGGAUUCCUGUGUGGAAGAGCAGGAACGAGAAAAGUGUGGUGGAGAGUGCAGAGGUGAGGCAACAGAGGUUUGUCGGUAUAAUUAAUUCUCUUGAUAUAGUUGCUUUUCUAGCAACCGAAGAGUGUUUGGAGAAUCGGAAGAAGGCAAUGAAGACACCCGUCUCAGAGGUCGUGGUGCCGAAUAAUUUACUCUUGAAGGAGGUUGAUCCUGGAACAAGUGUCUAUGUCGCUUGUGGAUCCAAUUUCCUAAUUUGGGGUAAAGGUUUUUUAUUGCUAUGUUAAUUCUUUGAUGGAUGACUACUUUUCUAGUUUGAUGUUGAUGCAUUAGCGAUAUGUUGCUGGACUUGGGUUUGGUGCUUCUGUUAUUAAUUUGGUUUUUGAGCUGGAUUCGAUUCUCUUUUGUUCAAUAGUUGAUCCGGGUUUCUGCUUUUGGAGUUAGUUGGGUUUGACUAUUUACAUGUUUUUUCGUAUUUCUUUAUACUCUUUCUUGUCGCUUUAUUUCAGAGUAGUAUUGUACUUUACCGAGUCUCGGCAUUAGUUCCAGUUUGAUUUUACCUAUCGAAAAGAAGUCUAGUUUGGUUUUCCACUAUGAUCCUUCCCUUCCGAUUAUGGAUUGGUUCUGAGUUUAUAUGCUCUACUCUUGAUACCGACUCUGUUUAGUUUUGAUGGUUAACUAGGAAUCUGUCUUGUUUUUAUAAAAUCUGAUCAUUGUUGCUGCAUUUCUUUCCUGCUUGAUGUUUCUCUUGCAGUUUCAAUAUAUGACUCCUAUCCCCCACUUUGUUACUGUUGUGACCUGUAUUUCAUGCUUUAA